Molecule: messenger RNA, 2264 nt
Organism: Eurytemora carolleeae
Lineage: Eukaryota; Metazoa; Arthropoda; Copepoda; Calanoida; Temoridae
Exons: 17
Coding region: 39-1832 (597 amino acids)
Source: RefSeq, a predicted model, not a curated record
AGAGUUAAAUCUGUAAUCAAGAAAAACUCUGUUUACACAUGAAAAUGGAGACCAAGGAGCUAAGUGGUGCUUUAGUCCUAUGUGACAUGCUCCUAACAGUUUUAUCAAUACUUCUAAAUCUUUCCGUCAUCAUUUGCUUGAGAGACAACAAGGUUUUGUUCUCCCACCUUCCAACGUUUACAAUUCUAACUACGAGUUUAAACAAUCUGGUUCAGUCUGUUCUAGUUCGAAGCAUAGAAGUUGUAUAUAUUGGGAUGGGGGUAGCUAAAAAUACUACCAGUUUAAAACUUGAGUUCUGCACUAGUCUGGUGGUUGGGGGUCGGACCUGCAUAUCUGUAUCCGCCUGGAGCAUCUGCUUUCUUGUAUGGUUAACUUUAAGUGAACGACCAGUUUCUGUAAAAGAAGAAGAUACGAGCGGAAGUGGAUCUGGAGGUUCAAUCUCAAUUAUAUUCUCUCCAAACACAACCCCUAUCCCCCCUACUCCUACUCCUACCCUGUUUGCCCCCACCCCUGCCACGCACACCCUUCCACCUGCCACGCCUAUUCUUCAUACCCUGUGUCAACGGACCCCCGUCCCUACAGUUAAUACACCCUCUUUAGACGCAGAGAUUGAAAGUUCUGAUUCCUGCGACAGUAUGAAAACAAGACAUAAGGUGAUUCUGACCUGUAUUUGGUCUUUAUCUUUUCUUUCGGGUCUCUCUUCAGAACAAGUUCUAGACGAUAAAAGGGAAGAAUUUGAUCUUCCUAAAGAUUUGACAGUUGCUGCUAGAACAGAAUCAUGUGAUCUCUCAAGAAACCUUGAAUCAAAGGUUGAGUGGUUUUCUAUAAUCCUGGCGCUUCCCUUGCCUCUUUUUCUUUCUUUCACAGGGAUAUGUUUGCUGGUAUACAGGAGCUCCCUUUUUAAAGAAGAUGAGGGGGAGAGGGAAGAAGAUGAACAUAGAGACCAGGCUAUAGAGGGGAGUAAAUACAAAACAAAGGAAGAGUGUGAGGAGCUGGAGGGGAGUAAAUACAAAAUAAGGGAAGAGGAGGAGGGCAGUAAAUACAAAAUAAGGGAAGAGGGAGAUGGGAGUAAAUACAGAAUAAGGGAAGAGGGGGAGGGCAGUAAAUACAAAAUAAGGGAAGAGAGGGAGGGGAGUAAAUUCAAAAUUAGGGAAGAGGGAAAGAAGUGGAUGGAUAGAAAAAACAUCAAAGGAGAGAAUCUACGGCAGAAAAUGGCUUGGAUGUUCACAAGUGGUGAGGAGGUAGAGGAGAACCCUGUUAGCAAGAACUGUUCAAUAUUUAGAAAACAAAAAAGUUUGAACAAGAUGUCCCUGCAAGGUAGCCCAAGGCGGAAUAAAAUAGUCCCAGCAGCGUCUCACCGGAAGAAAACUGAAAGCCUUUACAGUCCAGUUGGGUUCCAUUCAUCACAACUAACAAUCAACACUCCAUCUAUUUACAGUCCGGUUGGGUUCCAUUCCUCUCAACUCACAAUUAACACUCCAUCUCAAUACAACAAAAACCAACUCAGCAUUCCACGCAACAGAAUUACUGCUCAAAAUUCCAUGAACAGUAGCAAUCCUGAAGCUGAAAGCUCCAAAGAAGAUUCUUCAAAGAUGGAGAUAUAUUCUGUUAUCUGGUUAUCAACCUGGAUUUAUCUUGUUAAUAUAUUUACUACCGGACCCAGCCUGAUCAGUGAACUGAUGAUUUCAUCGCCAGAAGAAAAUGUUGCGGCAUUUCUCAUUCUAAAGUUUGGUUUGGCGUCUCUGAAGACAAUACUGGAACCCUGUGCAAUAUUCCUGCUCAGAUAUGAUUUAAGGAAAACAAUGAUGCGCCUCAUUAAACCUCAUUCUUAAACAAAUACAAUCUAGUGUUAAUAAAAAAUUGGUUCAUGUUAUAAUGAACUCAAUAAUGAUACGGUGAUGACCGAUAAAAAAUGAAAAAUUGUCAUCUUCGCUUGUUACUAUUUUAAAAUGAAAAUGUGUAUUGGCUUGGGUAUAAUUUAACUACGAGUAUUUAUAACACUAUUAUUUUGGUUUUUGGACAGAAGGUUUCUCUUAAACGGAAAGGUUUAAGGCUUAAGAUUAUCUUAUGUUCCAAGCUUCAACAAGUAACUAUGACAAUGACUAAUAAUAUAAACCUAGGAAACACCGAGCACUCCAGCUAGUUUCUAAUAAAUCAAAAAAUAACAACUGUGUAGAUAUUUACUAUCAUAAAUUUAACCAGUGAUAUAGUUAGUUUUAAGGAAAAUGUAAUUAUAUAAAGUUUAAAAUAAAUAAAAUGUGUUA